This is a messenger RNA of Cimex lectularius (bed bug), 2897 nucleotides long. RefSeq names its product nuclear RNA export factor 1-like. The transcript is spliced from 16 exons. The record is from RefSeq and is a predicted model, not a curated record. Gene Ontology annotation, biological process: poly(A)+ mRNA export from nucleus. Gene Ontology annotation, cellular component: nucleus; cytoplasm. Gene Ontology annotation, molecular function: RNA binding; protein binding. The coding region runs from base 486 to 2453 and encodes 655 amino acids. Lineage: Eukaryota; Metazoa; Arthropoda; Insecta; Hemiptera; Cimicidae.
GGAAUUCGGUUGUGUUUGUCAAUUGGGCAAGAAGACGGCACCACCGUACCUUAAAUCCUGACCCAAUUGACUGGACGGGAAAGUGUAAAAACGCCGUUUUCAUUUUGUUGGUAGUCAAAGUUGUUUUUUCUUCGACCCAAAUAGGAAAUAGGAGUCCGUCGGGAAGUGGAGCUGUUUUUUUUUGUUUUGUUUUCUUGUUUUUUUCGGGUACAAAAGCCCUGAGUCGGAUCCAAAGACACGAGUCUUUCGCCCUCGCACCUUCGGUCGUGUUUUUCUUUUUGAGUCGUACCAGUGUUAAAAAUGCCCAAAUACAUAAAUAAACAGUCAAGAGACAGGUUCAACAACAAAGGAAUUUCCCUAUGAGGAUUUAGUCAUCAGUUCAUAUAACUUCAAUACAACAGUUACACCUUACCUUUGCCUUGGUACAUUGCCCAUUGUUCAGAAAGUAGCUCUAGUACGUCGAAGUUCCUAUACUAGUGGAAAAAAUGGGCAAAGGAAAGACUAAAAGGAACGCGAGAUAUGAAGAUUUCCGAAGAUAUGAUAGUUUCGAACAUGAUGACAGGAAGGAGCAUGAUGUUAUUAGAAGAGUAUCUUUUAAGAACACGAAGAUGUCGAACAGAAAAUUCCGCUCCUGGAAGAACUUCGACGAUUUCAUGAAAGAUACUGACAUCGAAAUGAUAACAGACAGCCGAGGUUCCAAGUCGGAUAGAUUAUUUUUAAGAAGCGGGAGAGAGUCUAUGGACAAAAAACAAGCAGAAACUAUCGACACAAAUUUAUUUCUGAGCAAGUCGAACCCAUGUCGGAUAAAACAAAGAAGAUGUUAUUUCAAAAUCAAUGCAAACAACUCCAAAGGUGAUGGAAGGAGAGCAAAUAGAAGGAGGACACUUCCUGACAAUGGUGUCAACUGGUUUAAAGUUGAAAUUUAUUACGGGAACAGGUACGGAAAAGACUAUUUGCUUAAACUACUGUCAAAUUACAUCAAACCAACACCAUUGUUGCCUAUGAAUUAUAAAGUCGGACGAGAUGGUACAUCAUUCGUUGUUGAUGAUCGUGUAACAGCAGAGGAUUUACUCAAUGCCGAUAAAAGAAUCACCGUCACUGAUGGCCGCAAACUUUCCAUAAGGGUCAGGCCGUACACACCUAUUCUAGAAAUUGACACCAAAAUAAUUGAAAUGAUGAAGAAGGUGAUGUCAACUCGAUACAGUGCAUACCAAAAAUCUUUGGACCUUUCUAAAUUUCAUUCCGACCCGAUUCUGUUAGCGGAAAAUAUGUUUUGCCCUUUGAGCCGAUCAAAUGUGAUGAUGAAUGCCAUUGACAUUAUUUCUGACUCAAUCCCUGAUGUUACUGCCAUCGACAUGUCGUACAACAAAAUCCAACAGCUCGACAUAAUAAAGACAGUAUUUGAUAAGCUACCACACCUCAAAUCGCUCUCUUUAUCACAUAACAGAAUACGAGACAUACGCCAGCUAGACACCUUGAAAGGCAUGAACUUGGAAGAAGUCAACCUAGAUGGGAAUCCGCUUUGCGCCAAGUAUCAAAAUCACGAGGAGUAUGUAAGGGCUGUAAGGCAGAGAUUCCCCAAGGUCAUCAAAUUGGAUGGGUUGAAUCUUCCACCGCCGAUCCUAUUUGACACUGGAGAAGAUGAGACAAAAUUGCCUUCGUCAAAGCCGAGUUUCAUGUGUGACCCUGGCAACGGUAUGAACAUAUCAAAAAUGUUCCUCGAGCGCUAUUAUCAAAUUUAUGAUAGCGACGACCGUACGAUGCUUCUUGAGGCAUACCACGAUGAUGCACAGUUCUCAUAUGACUGUUGUUCCUCGAUGCUCGACCAGUCUGACACACAGUUGUCUAGUUAUCUGCAUAACAGCCGUAAUUUAUUCAGGGUGUCCAAUGUAGAAAAACGUGUCCGCCUGCUCAAAAAAGGAAAACUGCACAUAAUCGAACAUUUAAAGACUAUGUCUAAGACACAGCAUGAUCCUUCAUCAUUUGUCGUUGAUCUUGUAUUAUUUUCUCCGGAGUUGAUACAAUUAAACGUAUGCGGCCUGUUCAAGGAGAGAGAUAAGACAAAUACAACUGUCAAGUAUUUCUCUAGGGUCUUCAUUAUCAUACCAGUCGGGACAGGUUUUUGCAUAAUAAAUGAACAGCUCACAAUUUUACCGGCAAGCACAGAGCAGCUCAGAAAGAUAGCCAAAGUGAAAGAUGCUCCACCGGUGGCUGUGUCUCCUGUUGCUGGAGUGUCAUCUUCAGUUUGUCAUCCGUCGGCCAUAAGUCCAGCUCAAAUGGAUGUCACCACUAAGCAGGCGAUGGUCAUCAGGCUCUCGAACCAUACCGGCAUGAACCUGAUGUGGUCGGAAAAAUGCUUAAACGAGACUGAAUGGAAUUAUGACCAAGCUGUCUUCUCAUUUUCUGAGUUGCAAAAAACAGGGGCUGUUCCUGCUGAGGCGUUUGUGAAAUAAUACAUCAGGAGAUAAAUAUAAACUAUUUGUAUAUCAAAUUUUAUCUGUUCAGAUUCACUUUUAUUGUUAUUCAUCGAAAUCAAAAGAAAUAGUUAUUACAAAAAAAAGUCUUGAGAAUUUUUUUACGAUUCCUCAUUGCCUCAUUUCUUUGUUAUUAACCGUUUACCCAUUACUUUUAUUGGUUCAUAAAAACUGUUUUAAUUAUAGGACUGAAGAAAAUGUGUUGUAAAUAUGAUUUUUAAAUUUUCAUUUGUGGUGAAAUACCUGUAAAUAAUGUCGUUCAAUGAUCCAUAAACAAUACAAAUUUAUCCUUUAAAAAAAUUAAAUAAUUUGUUUUAUAUAAAAUGAAGUGCAAAAGUGUUAUUUGGCUGAUUUCCCUUCACCUCUCACGUAACAUUUAAAUAUGUAUUAUAUUGUAAAUAAAGGAACUUUUUAUUUGCGUGA